GGAGAGGGAGGAGGGACAGCACGGAGGUAGCCGGGAGCGGGGAUCAGAAAUCGGGAGCCGGAGCGCAGCGUGCCUGACCCCGCUGCCCGAGCAGCCGCAGCCGGAGCCGGGCCGGCGGGCACAGCCGGGGCCAGGGCGGGGGGCCCAUCCGUGCGGCGGCGGGCAGCGCUUGCCGGGCUCCGGGAAGCACGAGGAGGCGCGGCGAGGCGAGGCACGGCCAGGCAGGGGAAGGCAAGUCAAGGCGCGCCGCUGCGGCCGCUCCCGACGCUGACCGCCAGGAUUUGAACAUAACUUUUGGCAUAGAAAAAUUGUGACUGCUUAAAGGGCUCCUUAAUCUUCAUUGGACACCAGCAUCUAGACAUCAUGAUCUCCCAUUUCAUUAUUUUUUUGAGAAUCCUUGGCUCCCUUUUGCUGUUUGGAUUCCAGCUUGUCCUUCCUCAGCCCUCCAUUGAGCACAGAAAGGUUCCUCAGAGGAUAGGAGAGUCCACUAAUGCUUCAGAAGACAGUAAUGAGGGCAUCCCAGGAGUGUGGGGUGCUUGGGGUCCUUGGUCAGCUUGUUCGAGGACAUGCAGUGGCGGUGUGAUGGAGCAGACACGACCUUGUCUUCCUAGCACUUACCGCAUGAGAAGUUACCAUAGGCCUGGGGCUUCAUUCCCAGCUUCAGAGAGGGCUCUCUCCUACCAUUGGGCACAUCUUCGUGAAGAUUCAGGAAAUCCGUAUUCCAGCCAUGUCAUCUCUGCCAUCCGCAACUCUGUUCCCCUCCACAGAAACCAAGAUCAGAGAGCAGGACUGCAGUCUGCUGCCACUUUUGGGGAUCGGAAUGAUAGCCAUCUAAACCAAGGGAUCUUAAGGGGCAGUCGGCAAUCACACUCUCGAGGGAGGGAACCAAAAUCAGAAAGAAGGAGCAGGAACAGAAGUCCCAUUGCCCCUGGAAAAUAUGGUUAUGGGAAAGCCCCAUACAUAUUGCCACUGCAGACGGACACUGGACAGCCACCUCAAAGGCUUCGGAGACAGAGGCAGUCAGCUCAGCAUCAAAGAUACCGUGGGGAAGCUGGUCCCCAUUACAACCAUCCAGCAAAUCCUUCUGUACAGCGCAGGCAUCUCUAUCAAGGCAACCAUGGCUCUCAACCCAGACUCCAACCCUUAGAAUCCUCUAUUUACCAGCCAUCUUUAUCCCGUGUCCAGGGUUUUCCUGCAACUCCAAGUCUAUUCCAUGGCAUGGAAGUGAGUACCAACCCUGGUGGAGGGUCCCACCGUCCAUCUCUUCGUCCGCCCCAUAGCUUUUCUCAGCCUCACCGAUCUACAGAGAUCAUGUGCAUUGGAGCUUACCGACAAUACAAGCUCUGUAAUACAAAUCAAUGUCCAGAGAACAGUAGAAGCAUCCGGGAAGUACAGUGUGCAUCCUAUAACAACAAACCUUUCAUGGGUCGGUUUUAUGAAUGGGAACCAUUUGCAGAAGUACGGGGAAAUCAAAAGUGUGAGCUGAACUGUCAAGCAAUGGGCUAUCGAUUCUACGUGAGACAGGCUGAAAAAGUCAUUGAUGGCACACCUUGUGACCAGAAUGGCACAUCCAUCUGUGUAUCAGGCCAAUGCAAGACUAUUGGCUGUGACGACUACCUGGGCUCUGACAAGGUCGUAGAUAAAUGUGGUAUUUGUGGAGGAGACAACACAGGCUGUCAGAUUGUGUCAGGAGUAUUUAAACACACUCUCACCAGCCUAGGCUAUCACCGUGUUGUUGAAAUACCACAAGGGGCCACAAAAAUUAACAUCACUGAGAUGUAUAAAAGCAACAAUUACUUAGCACUUCGGAGCCGAUCAGGCCGUUCCAUCAUCAAUGGAAACUGGGCAAUUGACCGGCCUGGUAAAUAUGAAGGCGGAGGGACAAUGUUCACCUACAAGCGCCCAAAUGAAAUCUCUAGCACUGCAGGAGAGUCAUUUUUAGCUGAAGGUCCCACUAAUGAGAUCCUAGAUGUCUAUAUGAUACACCAGCAGCCCAACCCAGGUGUCCAUUAUGAGUAUGUCAUCUCAGGAACUAAUGCCAUUAGUCCACAGCUACCACCUCAUAGAAGACCAGGAGAGCCUUUCAAUGGACAGUUAGCAGUGCCAGAUGGACGGAAUCCAGAGGGAGGAGAGGAGAAGCAACAAGAAGAGAAGGAGAAAUUUCCCAGUGGGGACAUGAAAAUAUUCACUGAGGAUACCACCCACACCUUUCCAGUGAGACAGCCAGAAAGAUUUCCCCCCCGCCAGCCAGACAACCUGGUGCCAGCUAUACAACCACCACGGAGAAACAGAGACCACAACUGGAAGCAGGUUGGGACAACAGAGUGCUCAGCUACCUGUGGGAAAGGAUCACAGUACCCCAUCUUUCACUGUGUGAGUAGAAAUUCUCAUGAAGAGGUUCCUGAAAGCUAUUGUGAUCCCAGCACCAAACCUACUCCUGAAGAAGAACCUUGCAAUAUUUUCCCUUGUCCAGCCUUCUGGGACAUAGGAGAAUGGUCUGAAUGCAGUAAAACAUGUGGUCUUGGAAUGCAACACCGGCAGGUCCUCUGCCGCCAGAUGUAUGCCAACAGGACCCUAACUGUACAGCCAUACCGCUGCCAACACCUGGAAAAACCAGAGACCACCAGUACUUGCCAGCUGAAGAUCUGCAGUGAGUGGCAAAUCCGGACAGAAUGGACCUCGUGUUCGGUACCAUGUGGUGUAGGACAAAGGACUCGAGAUGUGAAAUGUGUCAGCAACAUCGGGGAUGUUGUAGAUGAUGAAGAAUGUAACAUGAAGCUCCGGCCGAAUGAUAUUGAAAACUGUGAUAUGGGGGCCUGUGCGAAGAGCUGGUUCCUGACCGAAUGGAGUGAAAGGUGCUCUGCAGAAUGUGGUGUUGGAGUCAGGACACGUUCAGUGGUGUGCAUGACCAACCACGUCAGCAGCCUGCCCUUGGAGGGCUGUGGCAAUAACAGACCAGCAGAAGUUACCCCUUGUGACAAUGGACCCUGCGCUGGCAAAGUCGAGUGGUUUGCUGGGAGCUGGAGUCAGUGCUCCAUUGAAUGUGGAAGAGGCACACAACAGAGGGAAGUGAUUUGUAUCAAGAAAAAUCCGGAUACCUUCAAUGUGUUGGACCCACAUGAAUGUUCGUACUUAGAAAGACCUCCCAGUCAGCAAUCGUGCUACCUCAAACCCUGUGGUGCUAAAUGGUUUAGUACAGAAUGGAGUGUGUGCUCCAAAAGCUGCCAAGGUGGAUUCCGGGUACGAGAGGUUCGAUGUCUCUCAGAUGACAUGACACCCAGUAACCACUGUGACCCUCAAUAUAAACCAGAAGAGAAAGAAUCUUGCAAUCCUCAGGAUUGUGUCCCUGAAAUUGAUGAAAACUGCAAAGACAAAUAUUACAACUGCAAUGUGGUGGUCCAGGCCCGGCUCUGUGUGUACACCUAUUACAAGACUGCCUGCUGUGCAUCCUGUACAAGAGUGGCCAAUAGACAGUUGAGUUUUGCAGGACGGAGAUAAUAUCCAUCCCAGUUACUGUGGGACUGGACAGAUGUAAGCAGUGUUGUUGUGGGUACCCUCAACAGGCUCCGUCGGGGCUGGGUAGAUAGGCACUCCACAAAUAAAAUUUAAUCAUAUCCCUUCAGUCAAAUAAAAUGGGAAAGGGGUAUCUAGGUGUAUGUUAGGGUUGGAAAUGAUGCUCUCAAGUGAUGCAUUCUCAUUUGAACCGUCCCACUGAUUAAUCUUAUCCUGUGUGCCAGCGUCAACCAGAGGCCCUCAUGAGAAACAUGCAGCCAAGCUGUUACCCUGACACAUUCCAAACAGACAGUAUGUUGACCAAAUAUUUUGUGACUUAGUGUUUGUGGAUCUAAAAAUUAUUGAACUAAGAUAGGACCUGGGAGAAAUGAUUUUAUGUUCAUCAGUCUCUUUAACUUUCCAGAAGGACACACAGCCUUUCCUUUCUUUUAUCUCAGCUUGCAUGUGCCUACUUUUUAGUUUGCCUUACCAAGGAUCACAUACCCUUCUCAUGUCAUCAGAUGGCCAAGAUGCUGAAUAAUCAGAUAUUUUUUCACCAGUACAUAAAAUACUAAAUACCAUGAAAUGUCCCACCUAGAGUAUGAGAAUAUGAGAAGAAGUUGAUAAUUCUCUCCCCAAAUCUUCACUUUCUAAUAUUCUGUCCUUAAAAACUGACCAAUUAGUGUUCUUUCUCUUAAAUCAUGGCUCUCACAUGGCUUUGUCAAUGAAGUAAUAGGGAUUUGGAAUUUGAUUGGCUGAAAUUUUCACUUCUAUUUAUCCACCUUUUAUCCACAUAUUCCCCAGCCCCAUUUCCACCUAGGAAUUUUUUUUCUGGGUCCCACUGAUUAAUGGAACAAUUUUAUUUUAUGCUCAAAAAUAGAUUCUAAAGCUAAGGAGAAUCUUAGAAUACAUCUGUUAUACUCUUCUCAUCUUGCAGAUAAGAAAACCUUAGCCCAGGAGUUGAAGCAAUUCCCUUGAAGUCAUGCAACUAAUACAGUUGCCAAGGCAGAAUUUGAACUGAUGGGCACUGACUCCAAAUUUAAGCUUCUUCCCAUCACUCUUACUUUAUAGAACACCUUAGAGAAUGAAUUCUUCAUAACCCUCCUGUGACACAACACAAACCAUAUUGAUUCCAUUUUAUAGAUGAGGAAACAGAGGCUCAGGGAGGCAAAACUGAAAUCCUGCCUCUGUCACUUGACUGUGUGUGUGAAGUUGACCUCUCUGGGCCUCAGUAUACCCAAUUGUAAACCUAUGUGGUCCUGUGAUCCUAUUCAGUCAGUCAGUUAGCAAGAAUUUGUCAAAUACUUACCCUGUGUCCUAUUGCAUAAGUGCGGGAAAUAAAAAGAAGACAUAUACAAGGUAUUUCAAUAUACAUGGAAAGGACUAGCAGCUGUGAGGAAUGGGAAAAGUCUCCUGUAAAAUAUGAGAGUUGAACUGAAUCUUGAAGGCAACCAAGGAAAAUAAAAGGUACCUGCAGUUCAGGGAAUAUUACAUUCCAAGCAUGGAGCACUUGCUUCUGAUCACAGAGAUGGAUAAUCAACAAUGGAGACAGCUUUCAAACCUGGUUCUUUUAGACCAAGACCAGUGUGCUGUUCAGGGCAGAUAAAGGCAAACUGCUAAAUAGCAGAAGCAUUGUUGUUGUUACUUAGUCACCUAGUUAUAUCCAACUCUUUGUGAUCUCAUUUGAAGUUGCUCCCCAAUUUAGGCACUUGGAUUUGCUUCUUUGACCAGGGGGACAGGCUUGUGACAGUUUCCCUAAAGAAUAAUCCAUUUUCAAAUGUGAAAGACUUCUUCUUCAUAAUGAUUUCUCAGAGGUCUUUCUGAAAUGGUUUCUGUCCCCAUGUCUCCUCUACCCCUUUUCUCACACACAGGUCUACAUGCAUGCAAAUAAUCUGAAAGGGAAUAUAGACUCAAGCCCUUCUAGACUCAGUUUCUCUUUUUAUUCAGAAACUCACUUGUCUUCUCUCUCCUGUCUAAGACUUACCAGAGUAAGAUACCCAAAGCACUUAGGGUGAACUCUCCAAAAAUUCUGUAAUCCAGUAUUUUCAAAGAGAUUUUCUCUCCCUAUUGAAAAGAAUUUCAAGCUAAAUCAAUUUAAUCAUAGAGGAAGUUUAUCCUAUUGAGAGCAAAAGGACCUGAGUAUAUUUCCAUUUUCUGGGUGGAAAAGAGAUUCUCACAGCCAAACCUAUCCCAUAGGUUCCUAAUAGCUUGAAAAUCCUUUUAAUGGAAUUUAGUGGCACCCUAAAGGAAAUAACAGCAUGGUUUAUGAUUGACAGCAUCCUGUGUUCUCCAGCAGCUUUGAAAAGAGGCUACCCAGUUACCCCUCAUUCUGCCAAAAAUAUCUUCAGUUAAUAAAAUGCCCUCAGCAGGCCUAAUCAGACUCUCCAGCCUAUCACCAUGUCUACUGGGCCUAGUAAGCCCAAGUGGAUAAAAAGUGGUGCUCCCAUGUAUAAAGGCAGUCACCUAAUGGAAUCCUCAGCCCAUAGUUUGCUUAGAUGGAUGUGCUGCUCUAGUGUUCCUUGCUAUCUUAGAAGCUGAAGUUCCCAUGUGCUUUUAUUAAGAUUAGUUUUCUAUUACCCGUAAUAGAAUAAAGAGCUUACUGCAAAGGCUCAAUAUGAGUCAGCAAUAUGAUGUGGCAGCCACAAAAGCUAAUGCAUUUCUAGGCUGCAGCAGGAUAAUUAUAGAGCUGAGAACAAACAAGUUCAUAGGAUCAUGGGAAUAGAGCUGGAAGGGACACUCAGAAGUCAUUUAAUCAAACCAUCUUAUUUUACAGAUCAGGAAACUGAGACCCAGAAUGGUUAAAUAGCUUGCCCAAAGUCACAUAUGUAAUAAGUAUUAAAAGCAGGAUUUGAAUCCAAAUCCAACAAGCUUUCUGUUGCCCUGUUUUAACCCCAGUGGUAAUCCUGAGAGUUUCCUAGAUAUUGAGUGAUUUGAUUCUUGAUGCCAUAUUUUUAUUUUAUAUUUGAAUUUGUAUCAAUAUCUUUUGUUUUCAUACCAUCUUCAUUACCUAUUCAUACCAUGAAUAGGAUGAUUCUUAUUCAUCCAGGGAAUUAUCUCUUAUAAUAAACAAUAAAAAAAGCAGGAGGUGAAAAGUUCAGCAAAAUUAACCAAAAGAUUUACUAACUCUGAUAGUAUUUGUAGUGUUCCAAACCCAGAUUCCAACCUCAAUAAAAAAAAAAAAAAGGAGAGAAGAUGGCUACCACAUU
This is a messenger RNA of Sarcophilus harrisii (Tasmanian devil), 6698 nucleotides long. It is a transcript of the gene THSD4, whose product is annotated as thrombospondin type 1 domain containing 4. Bases 364 to 3498 code for a protein of 1044 amino acids. Gene Ontology annotation, biological process: extracellular matrix organization. Gene Ontology annotation, molecular function: metalloendopeptidase activity. Gene Ontology annotation, cellular component: extracellular matrix. The transcript has 18 exons. The record is from RefSeq and is a predicted model, not a curated record. NCBI's taxonomy places the organism in Eukaryota, Metazoa, Chordata, Mammalia, Dasyuromorphia, Dasyuridae.